Molecule: messenger RNA, 957 nt
Organism: Phragmites australis (common reed)
Lineage: Eukaryota; Viridiplantae; Streptophyta; Magnoliopsida; Poales; Poaceae
Product: calmodulin-like protein 30
Exons: 2
Coding region: 250-801 (183 amino acids)
Molecular function (GO): calcium ion binding
Source: RefSeq, a predicted model, not a curated record
AAGUGUAUCCUUCAGUUCUUCACUGACAGAUAUGAUCACAAUAAUCUACAAAGAAAGGAAAGGAAUAAAUUUCAAGGGAGCUCCUGGCUCAGCUUUAAAGAACUUUCGGCUGUUUGUACUAUCUUAAGCAGCUGUCAGGCAUAUGUACUCUGGCUACCUUUGUUCAUGGCGCAGAGCAUAGUAUAAGUCUAUGAACUUUGAUGAAGGGCGUUCAUCAUCUCUAGCUAGUUGCAGCAGACCAAGUACAAAAUGUCUCAUCUGAACAUCCUGUCCUUCAAGUACAAUAUAGCCAAGCUGCGGUUCAGGGCCGGCCGGCCAACGGGACGGCUACUGUCCGCCAGGGACCGGCAGUUCUCCGACCUGAGCACCUACAAGCCUGACGACGAGGAUAUGAAGAAGGUAUUCAACAUGAUCGCGAGCCAGCCCGGCCGGAUCUCCAAGAAGGACCUUCAGGUGAUCCUGGAGAGGCUCGGGAAGGCCGACGCCGCCAACGAGGCGCGGCGGAUGAUGUGCGUCGCCGACCACAACAAGGACGGCUACAUGGACCUGGAGGAGUUCAUGGAGGUGCACAAGAACGGCGUGCAGCUGGGGGACAUACGGAGGGCGUUCUUUGUCUUCGACAGGGACAAGGACGGCAGGAUCAGCGCCGAGGAGGUCAUGGCGGUGCUGCGCAACCUCGGGGACAGCUGCAGCCUGGAGGACUGCCGGAAGAUGGUGAGGGAGGUUGACAGGAACGGCGAUGGCUUCGUGGACAUGGAUGAAUUCAUGUCCAUGAUGACUCGCCCACGGAGGAAGCCGUGAAGCGCGGACUUUGAGCUUCCAAUAGCAUCCUGAUGUAAAUAUACAAUGCAAUCACAUCUACGAUGUAUUAUGCUACUUGGAAUAAAUUGAUCAGCAUCAGAAAAUGUAGCUGUAGCGAAAAUAAUCUUAUUAUAUUAUAAUUAUGGUUUUCAUAAU